GUGAAGAGGUGUUAAUUUUCUCCCUCAAUGUUUCUUAUCAACUGAAUAAUGCAUUAUUGUAUGCUGGAUUUGUCAUAUCUGAAUUCUGACGUGCUAAAUUGUAGAAACCAAUUAAAAUAGGAAAUGUUUAAUUGAUACGGAUAUGUACAAGUUUAAGUCAGAGAUCAUUAAUAUGUCAAUACUUUAUAACGGAUAAGAACGGAUUUCUUUACCCUUUGCCAUUAAAGUGCGAAUUGAUCGAGCAUAUAUUGAAAUAUACUGCUGCAUUUAAAAUAGCCGGUAAUAAAAUAUUUUAGGUCCGUGUAUUUAAAUGAAAAGUAAACGGGCAGAAAUUAUCAUAAAAUCUCAUUGGUGUACUUUACAUUGUUGAUAUUUGAUAUUAAAUGGUGAACAAACAGGUUUUUGGCGAUUACCGGUCAGUGGACGUUAAAAGAAGUAUUCCGAUCGAUUUUAGAUUAAGGAAUAUGUAAUCAAAGAACAAAUAGUGCAAAAUUUUAGAAGUGACUUGAGCUAUAAAAGAAAACGUUGAUCAACUUUGACAGGAUUAAGGCGCUAAAGUUUUAAACAUUUGUUUUCUUUAUGAUAAUCCACAUAGUGAUUUUAACUGAAAUAGACUAUUUUCGACGUUAAUGGAAUUGCACUGACUGAUAGCAAUUUGACAAACGACGCUCAGAAAUUUCAGUUGAACUAUCUCACACGUAACGCUUCUAAAACCUGCAAUCUGUGCGGAUUUAAAACUGGUUAGGAUGUUAAGAGCUUUUUACGGAUUUUAGUGUUUUGUAAUAUCAAUACUUUAGUUGGGUAUUAAAAUAAACAUGAACUAUUUAGUUUCACGGAACAUCGAUUCACAAUGCAUUAUGAAAAGAGAAACAAAAGGUUUUAUUUGAGUUCAACUGAAUGGAAUUCAAUACCGAGCAAGACUGAAACAAACAACUGUUUGAAUAAAAGGUAUAAUCUGAACAAAUCUUCCAAUAUCACCAUAACAAUCGACAUUAAAAGUUUGUUUUUCAAUUUAUCCUCUACAAAGGAUUAAAUGAGAGAAAUAUUAGAUGAUACAAACAUGACUAAAAUGGUAAAAAGCAAGUAGGUCUUUUAAAAGAUAGACUACGUCUUUUUAUUGCGUUAUACGAUGAGAUUUGAACAUACUUUGAACGGUUUCGCUGACGUGAUGGCUGACAGUCCAUUACCAUCGACGCGACAGGGUAGUGCCAGUGUUAAUUUUGAUAUGAGUGUACACACAGACGACUCAGAUGGAUUCGAUGAUAUCGAGUCGUGUGCUGAAACGGACGAAGGUCGCUUGUCACGGUCGUUACAAUUUUGGAUGACAGACCACAAAUGGACCAAUAUAGAGCCACUGGAGAAACCGCCCCUAGAACCAGUGUUCAGCGGUAAACUUGGCAAAGAAAGGCAGCUGAAUAGAACUAACAAUGUGGCUUUUAAGGAACGAAGUAAAACAGCUUCUAGAGAUACCAAAACGUCACAGUUACGGCGCAUUCCAAGUGAUGAUUCCAUACACACAAGUUUGUCAUUGUUGACUUGCUCUUCGCUAGAAACUCCUGUUAAAGAAUUAGAUAAUUCUAAAUUAAAACGGCGCAAAAAACGAAAAAACAAUUCACGAGCGUCUUCGUCUAUGGGGGAAAGUGCGCCAUUUAUAUCGAAGUGGGAAAAAUUCGUCAGCCGUCCAUCAGGCAAUAUUAAUAGAUUAUUUAAAAAUCACACAAUCUUGGGUAACCACUUUGGUUUGAUUGCUGGUGUGGAUAACGAUGAGGAAUCAGAAGCAUUUAGAAUGCUGGAUAGUGAUGAGCAAACCGCCUUAAUUGACUGCGGAAGAAGAAAAGGAAUCAGGUACAUUAAUAAACUCACUCUUGAACGAAGCGGUAGCUUUCAAGAUUUAGAUAAAAGGUUCCCAUCAAAACCACAACGCUUAAAACGUACAUUGUCAGCAAAUGCUACGAAACCUUGGGGUGCACCACUUGACAUUGCUGAAAUCAAACGUGAAAGACUGAAUCGUUUGAUCGCUACUGAGCAAGAAAAGGCUCUUCAAGAGAAGGCGCGACAAAGGAAAGGACGCCGUCAUGGAAUUUCUCGUGUUUCUUCAUAUAAGUCGUUAGCUUCACCAGCGUCAACUAGACCUUCGUCUCCAACAACCACGUAUGCUGGAACAGAGGUUUCAGUUGCUUCAGCACAAAGUUCAGAGAAACGCACACAUUCACCCUCGGAGAAACCAUCUCAGUUAAUUGAAGAAGAAGAGAAAGUCAUGGUUUGGAAAGGCGAUAGAGAGAUUCUUGAAAUUGAUCUCAAGAAGGAACUUACACAAAGAGUAAAACAAAGAAUUGACUCUACUCGGACAGCGCUGAAACGUGUAACAGGAUUUGGCGAUAAGAACGAACAUAAGACAUUUGUCGGAACACAUGAGGAAUAUCCUAAACAUAUCGAGGAUGAUUUUUGUCACAAACCAAGAAUCAUUCAGCAAAUGAGAAUAUCGCCCCAUCUCAGUGGUAUAAUACACGACGAUAUCCAUGUUCGGAUGGGACGUCCGAGAUAUCACGAGAUCCGUCUGAAUGACCUUGAACAGUGGAAUAAAGGUCAGGACCUUAAUCGUGCUCAUAGAAAUCUGAAAGUGUUCAACUGGUUAUAUAGUCUCAAGAACGUUAAGUUCGACACCAUUGUGAUUCAAGAAAUAAUCGAUGAUUUGCCAGACGACGAGUCGGCUUUGCAGGAACUUUUGCACGUGGAAGCAGCAGACGAACCGGACAUUGCUCCUCUUUUUCGUCAAUACGAAGUCCGCAUAUUGUGAUCUUUCUUUUUUAUCGACUCUCUAGUACAGUUACUGGUUUGUAGGACUUAAUUUAAAUUCAUAUUGCUUUGCCUAAUGUAAAAUUACGAAACAGCAUACAAUUUAGUUUGUGAAAUUUUAGUCAUAAAAGAUAAAAGACCUUAUAUGAAAACUUGAAAGUA
This is a messenger RNA of Mercenaria mercenaria, 2958 nucleotides long. RefSeq lists its product as uncharacterized. Bases 1130 to 2797 code for a protein of 555 amino acids. The transcript has a single exon. Lineage: Eukaryota; Metazoa; Mollusca; Bivalvia; Venerida; Veneridae. The record is from RefSeq and is a predicted model, not a curated record.